Molecule: messenger RNA, 210 nt
Organism: Plasmopara halstedii
Lineage: Eukaryota; Oomycota; Peronosporomycetes; Peronosporales; Peronosporaceae
Exons: 2
Coding region: 1-210 (69 amino acids)
Source: RefSeq, a predicted model, not a curated record
AUGUGCGACCCAACAUUUUCUUUUACGGAGACUUCGGGUGGAAAUUUCCAGAACGAGAACUCCUCCACCUCACUAAAUACUGGAAGCGGUAGUGAUCUACCGUACCUUCCAGUAAAUAGUUUACGUGGAAGUGGACCAUCCGUUCAUCAUCGACCGUGCUGGUGGAGAAUGGUCCUCUUGCGGCUAGCUCUCAUGGCCUUUUGGUCGUAA